Messenger RNA from Dendrobium catenatum, 620 nucleotides. RefSeq lists its product as uncharacterized. NCBI's taxonomy places the organism in Eukaryota, Viridiplantae, Streptophyta, Magnoliopsida, Asparagales, Orchidaceae. The record is from RefSeq and is a predicted model, not a curated record. The transcript has a single exon. The coding region runs from base 21 to 413 and encodes 130 amino acids.
AUAACCCAUCAUCUGCGACAAUGGCACUGAAGCCCGUAAGCGUAAACGAAGAGGCGAAGAAAGUGUUGGAAGAGGAGCUGCCGAAGAAGGCGCGCCACCCGCACACCAUCCGCUACAUAGAAAAGAAGAUGGUCGACAAAGGCUUUCACCGAAUGGAACGCCAUCCCGGGGACGGCAUCAGCCUGGCCCGCAGCCCGCCCAAAUCAGGCCACGGCGGCCCGUUCACUUGGGAAGGUCCCGAUAGCGAGCUCGAGGCCGAUCCUGAUCCGGCGGCCUUGGAUGAGGCCGAUCCCGAUUAUGUUGAAGAAGAGGAGGAGAAAGAGAUGGUCGUUGGGGAAUUGGAGGUGGCUAAGGUGGCUGAGGCCAGAGAAGGGGUUUCCAGAAUUGAGAUUCGAACGCCUGAUCAGGUUUAGGGUUUCCGCUGGCGUCUUCUUCUUCUUCUUCUUAAGUGAUGUGGGCGUUUUAACAUAGUUACAGAGGCUUACUUUGAAGGGAAAUGGUUGUUUUUGUUUGCAGGAGAAAUUCUUCACAUGGAUUACUCUCUGUGUGAGGAAAUCAUGCCAUGUUAAUAGUUUGCUGUAAUUUUAAUGCAUAAAAUUACCAGUUUUUAUUAUCAUUAA